GAGGCGGAAGAGAUGUAUAUACGGGCGCUACGCGGAUACGAGAAGGCGUGAGGCUUGAGGUAUCCGUUGACGCUGAAAACAAUGAACCAUCUUGGCGAUCUGUAUCUCAGACAAGGCAAAAUGGAGGAGGCGGAGAUGCUAUGGCUGCCCAUGAUCAAAAGGACAUUGGAGGCUGAUGGUACAUGGCCCAGAUCCUUCGAUUUCCCUCUGCAUCGUCUGCUCUCGAAUUAUCGACAACGAGCACAUUGGACUUUCGCAUUCUGCUCCGGGAAACUUCCACGCCAACUCGCACCAUUCAUAUCCUCACGCUGCCAGCCUGCGGCUCUGUGGGACAGAGUUCUAGGCCUGCGAGGCUUUUUCAUCAAACCGUCGGACCAAUGCCUGUAUCUUAUAGGCGGAAUCUUGCUUGCCAUCGGAGAUGAAUCUGAUGCCAUACAUGCGUUCCAACAUUGUAAGUCGAUAUUGCUGAAAGGCAUUGAGCGCGAUGGCUGCGGGCGUGUCAUGCCAGCAGAUGAAAAUCAUCACUCUUGUAACAGCUGUGAGUUCAGAGACUUUUGCCGCCGCUGUUGGCUUCGUUAUCAUGCGGAUGAUGACCAGGGGACUUCGGAAGCGAUCGCACAGCGUAGCGGCCACAGGUUCUGCGAGGUACCAGGAGUGAAGCAGACUGAAGUUGAAGAUCUGGAAGUCGCCAGGCAAGCCGCCAAACGGUGGCUACACGAUCUGUUCGACCGCGGGCCUACAUUUGGCAGUCGAGUGGAUCUGUCUCUUCCCACGAUCGGCCAUGAAAUGCUUUUUCCGUUGUGAAUUAUGUAGACCCGUCGACUAGGAUUUGUGGAUAUUAAUCGGACGGGAAGAGCAUGCGGCGGAGGCAGCCUUGCGAUGGACGCUGUCGGAAACAUCUCCCACUUAGCAAUAUCAAGUUGUAUCGAGAUCAUCAAAACUCGAACGCGGCGGAAAUCCAUGGAUAAAACCCAAUGAAAUCUUGUGCACCUCCUUUCUCUGGAGAUAAAUCUUUUCUCUUUCGCCGGAUCUACUACAUCCUGAUAGCAACACUGAGCACAGUAUGUUAUGCACAAGAGCAGUUCAGCGACUCCGCCCCAUUAUAGCAGAGAAAUACCUUUAUUUGGCAGCAAGAAAGACGUCAAUUUUUUACUGCAGUGCGAAAUUCAUUAGUAUCC
Molecule: messenger RNA, 1178 nt
Organism: Dissoconium aciculare CBS 342.82
Lineage: Eukaryota; Fungi; Ascomycota; Dothideomycetes; Mycosphaerellales; Dissoconiaceae
Exons: 1
Coding region: 121-804 (227 amino acids)
Source: RefSeq, a predicted model, not a curated record